CCCAUACUGUGCACAAAACCAACAAAGGAAGUGUCAGAUGCUGAAACCCCUCUAUCUUACACUAAAAUGCGCACCUCUGCGACGCCGCAGAAACGGCCAUCCGACGCCGCAUCGGCAGCGGAAGCAGCGGAGCGACGUCUAAGGGAGGCUGAACAGCGCCUGAAGGAGGCCAUAGAGGAGUUACAGCGCCGGCAGAGGGGUUCACCGGAAAAUCUCCAUCCUCCGUGCGAUCACGCCGAAGAGUCCUGCGUUGCCAAUGCCGUCGGAAACCUAUGUCAGAGCUUUCUGCUUUCUUACGGUAUUCGCGUUGGCAUCGGAAUUCUCCUCCGCGCCUUUAAGCUUGCUCGCCUCAAGUCCUAUUCCUCUCUCCUUGAUAUCAAGCAACUUGUAUCAGAGAAGGACCUUAUAGUAAGAGAGGAAGCAUGCCGAAUUGGUUUGCUUUUCGGGGGAUUCACUGGUUCUUACCAUGCUUUGAGGUGUUUGUUGAGAAAGUUGAGAAAGAAAGAGACUCCAGUAAAUGCGAUUUUAGCUGGUGCAAUCUCAGGCUUAUCUAUUUUAGCAUUAGAUGAUCCCAGCCGAAGGCGCACACUGGCUUUGUAUCUUUUGGCUAGGGUUGCUCAGUGUGCAUAUAACUCUGCUAAAUCCAAAAACAAAUUCCACCUCUGGGGAAGUCAUUGGAGUCAUGGGGAUACUCUACUCUUUGCAAUAGCUUGUGCACAGGUUAUGUAUUCUUUUGUUAUGCGCCCUGAGAGCUUGCCAAAAUCAUAUCAAGAUUUCAUUCAGAAAACUGGGCCAGUCGCUGCACCUGUGUAUAAAGCUGUGAGGGAUUGCUGUAGAGGUUCUCCAGUAGAUGUCGCCUCACUCUCUGCUUACUUGUCCAAGAGCAGGGGAUCCAACACUGUGAAGUUGGAAGAGUUUCCUGAUAUUAUUCCAUGUUCUAUUAUUCACCCUGAAACAAACUCAUGCUUAGUUCACAAUGCAAAUGCCGCGACGGCUACCUUCAGGAAAACAUUUCCUCUGUACUUCUCUUUGACAUUUGUUCCGUUCGUUGUUCUGCGUCUGCAAAAGUUCAUGGAUGCUCCAGUUCGCACCUGUUGGCAUGCUGUUACAGGCGCUGUUCGUUCAACUACAUUCUUGUCUGCUUUUGUGGGUAUCUUUCAGGGAGUAAUAUGUUUGCACAGGAAAGUGGCAGUGAAUGACCACAAGCUUGUAUAUUGGAUUGCAGGAGGGAUAUCUGCCCUCUCUGUACUGUUGGAGAAGAAAGCCAGACGUGGGGAAUUGGCCUUAUAUGUUCUUCCACGAGCUGGAGAUUCUUUAUGGUAUAUUUUGGUGAAUCGCCAUUUGCUUCCAGAUAUCAAGAAUGCUGAGGUGGCAUUGUUCUGCGCAUGUAUGGGUGGAGUCAUGUAUUACUUAGAACACGAACCCGAUACUAUGGCUCCAUUCCUCAGGGGCCUUAUUCGUCGUUUCCUUGCCAGCAGAAUUAGCAAUCCAGGCCCUUCAUCAAAUCGAACUGCUUCUUACACGUAUCUACAAACUCUGGAUGCCAUGAAAAAGCCGCAGGUGCAGGACAACCGAGAGAAUGAAACUUCAUCGUCUGAAAAAUACAAUCUUGAAUCAAUACCUGGACUCUGAGCAUCUUUUUUCCAUUGCUCAGCCAAGGUACCGUUGGACUUCAUUAUGUUCAUUUAUUUUAGAUUUGUUUUCCAGGCAAAUGAGAUCAGUCCAUGCUGUGAUAACCAGAGGAAGACUCGAUGGUAUUUUUGUUCCUUCUCUUACAACAUUGCUCAUCAAUGAAUAUCAGCCUCUUCUUAGAAUUAUUGAAGAUUGUUUCCCAGAUUGUUAUUCCUAUAGCUAAAGCUGAAGGAAAAGUCAGGAUAGGCAUAUGGCAUGUAAAUAAUUGCAAUUCUCAUAUCUUGUUAAAAUUUGAACUCUUUCAGUAGAUUGAGAGAGAUCUUAACUGACUUUAAAUCAAAGUGUUUGAGGCAGGCUAUAGAGGUAAUUUAUUCA
Molecule: messenger RNA, 2007 nt
Organism: Sesamum indicum (sesame)
Lineage: Eukaryota; Viridiplantae; Streptophyta; Magnoliopsida; Lamiales; Pedaliaceae
Product: Mitochondrial import inner membrane translocase subunit Tim17/Tim22/Tim23 family protein
Source: RefSeq, a predicted model, not a curated record